UCCUCCAGCACACCCACCAUGGCCGCCUCCACCAUGUCCCUCUGCUCCAGCUCUUGCCCAGAGUCCUCCUGGCAGGUGGACGACUGCCCAGAGAGCUGCUGCGAGCCCCCCUGCUGCGCCCCCAGCUGCUGCCAACCCAGCUGCUGCCAGCCCAGCUGCUGCACCCAGGCCCCCUGCCUGUCCCUCCUCUGCACCCCAGUGAGCUGUGUGUCCAGACCCUGCUGCCAAUCAGUCUGCACCCCCUCCUGCUGCCAACAGUCUAGCUGCCAAUCUGAUUGCUGCAGCUGCUCCCCAUGCCAGCCGUCCUGCUGUGUGUCCCUCUGCUGCAAGCCCGUGUGCUGCAAGCCUGUCUGCUGCAAGCCUGUGUGCUGUGUGCCUGUCUGCUCUGAGGCUUCCUCCUCCUGCUGCCAGCAGUCUAGCUGUGAGCCCUCUUGCUGCUCCUCUUCCCCCUGCCAGCAGUCCUGCUGUGAGCCCUCUUGCUGCUCAUCCUCUCCCUGCCAGCAGUCCUGCUGUGUGUCCCUCUGUUGCAAGCCCGUCUGCUGCAAGCCUGUCUGCUGCAAGCCCGUGUGCUGUGUGCCCGUCUGCUCUGGAGCCUCCUCCUCCUGCUGCCAGCAGUCUAGCUGCCAGUCUGACUGCUGCAGCUCCUCCCCCUGCCAGCCGACCUGCUGCGUGCCCGUCUGCUGCAAGCCCGUCUGCUGCUACAGACCCUCCUCCUGCGUGUCCCUGCUCUGCCGCCCCGUGUACAGGCCCGCCUGCUGCGUGCCCGUCUCCUCCUGCUGUGCCUCCUCCUGCCAGCCCAGCUGCUGCCGCCCGACCUCCUGCAUGUCCCUGCUCUGCCGCCCCACCUGCUCCCGCCCGGCCUGCUGUGGUGUCUCCUUGGGCCAGAGGUCCUGCUGCUGACCGGCCAUGUCCCCAGGCCAGUGGGCUCAGGUCCCUCCUACCACCCGGGUGUCCUGACCCCAGCCUGCGGGAGCCCACACAGAAGGACCAGCUCCUGCCCUUCCUCCCUGUCCAGCCCAAGUCUGAGGCCUGAGCCCUCCCUGGCUGCUCUCCGGCCCCGCCCAUGGGAGAGCUGGCUG
Ictidomys tridecemlineatus (thirteen-lined ground squirrel) is the source of this 1079-nucleotide messenger RNA. The record is from RefSeq and is a predicted model, not a curated record. NCBI's taxonomy places the organism in Eukaryota, Metazoa, Chordata, Mammalia, Rodentia, Sciuridae.